Molecule: messenger RNA, 2670 nt
Organism: Dicentrarchus labrax (European seabass)
Lineage: Eukaryota; Metazoa; Chordata; Actinopteri; Moronidae
Product: TPA-induced transmembrane protein homolog
Exons: 7
Coding region: 458-1273 (271 amino acids)
Source: RefSeq, a predicted model, not a curated record
CUUCAAAUACCUUUGGAUGGGCUACCUACAAUACGAAUAGAAGUCAGUGUUUAACACUUGAUAUUCAGCCUGAUAACGUAUCCUAACGGUAUGUGAACCUCUGUAGCCUCCACUUACUGUGUCAAGUUGUGUCAUGUUCAGGCGUCAGUGCAGUCGACGUUUCCUCCCCUGUUCCUUCACAUGACGACGACGCCUUCCGACGUGGGCUGCGCCGAAACUUUGAAGGAAACUCACCUGUCAGGAAAAAGGACGAGCUUCGAUAGAGAAACCAGUGACCUCGUCUCACAAACACCAACCACCUGCGAAAGGUCUGACAAUGUGAACUCGCUGAGUGACCUGUUGUCUUUUUUUUUUUCCCUGGAACUGGUGACUUUUUGAACCGCAUCUGGGACGUUCAUGACCCCGCGGAUAGUGUAGUUUCUUUUAACAAAGUUAUAACUGUAAGGGACUUCCGGGUAUGGAAUCAAACAGCUGGAGGCGAGCCAGCAUGGACAAUAUAGAGCUGCUGCCGGUCACGACGAAUGGCAACGAUGGACGGGUGUCAGCAAGUAAUGGAGAUGGUGUGCCCUCUAGGAACGCUGAUGCAACAGAGAGAGAUGCGUUGCUUACGGGACAGAGUACUACGAGUACUGGUCAAAAUGGGCAGAUGUUGCCCGAUGGCAAUGCAGCAGAAGCUCAAAGGGAUCUGGAAAAUACAGGAAUUCCUCACGAGAUUAGCGCCGUGAGCAGGAUAAAGGGCGAGCUGAAGGAGGUCAUCUUCUGGAAAGUCAGGCUAUGGAUGGUCAUCAUCUUCAUCUUCCUCCUCAUCUUUGCUGUGAUUAUAAUUUCGCUGGCUGCGUGCGCAGCGUCGUACAAGGACCCGGACGAGGACUUUGACCCAUCGCUGUUUAAAGUUCCUCGGUAUUUCAACGGGAGCUUCCAGCUGCCAAAUCUGGUCUUCACGGAGGAACUUUCCAACCUUUCCACCAAUAAAAGCCAAGAACUCGCUGCUGAUUUUCAAGAAAAGCUGGCUGACCUUUACAGAUCCUCCCCUGCUCUGGGAAGAUACUUCUCCAAAGCUGAGAUCUCUGCUUUCAGAAACGGUUCAGUCAUUGCUGACUAUCAGCUGACAUUUCUCAUGCCUGAAGAAGAGCAGGAUCAGUUGAGAAACUUUACUCUGAGCCGGGAAAUGGUGUACAACGUGUUCAGACAGUUCCUGUACGACCAGGAGCCAGAUGAGUCAAAGCCGAUGUACAUAGAUCCAGUUUCGCUGAUCAUGUUUUUAACACACUAAUGCCAAACGUUCUCAAACAGAUAGGACAUCUGUAUCUUGCUUUCUUUGUCAUUUAAGACACUCCUCUCACAGUGUGUGGGUUUUUGUAACAUAUGAUUCGUCACACUUCUGUGUGAUUCUCCCAUGAGUCUGUGGAAAUGUUGCAUGAUGCAUCUUUACUGCAGAAGCAUGCAUAACCACAGCCCCACAAACCCACAGUGACUGUAGGUCAUAUUGAUGGUCUCAUUGUGUGCUUUGUUCAACAAGCUUUUAAGACGGCGCCUAAUUAAACCAAUCAACAGUGCAGGACUUGUCAGGUAAAAUUGACGUCUGCCUACUGUCAGAGUGAGUGGUUUAACUCCCAAGAGAUUGGCAGCAAGAAUCUGGGCUUCUGAAAUAUAUAUUUUUUAUCUUGUGUUUUUUAUUUUAUUGUGUAUUACUGUGCCUUCUUUAACUGCAGGUGUAUUAAGUGUAAGAGUAUUGGUAUAUAUGUAUGUGCUGUAAUUAUUUAUAUUCAUUCCCUGACCAUCACUGUAAUUCGUUUUUGUAAAAUAUACUGUAUGACCAUUUGUAAAAAAAACAACAACAAAAAACCCCCAAACAAACAAACAAACAAAUCUGUGGCUGUGUUUUUUAAUGGAAAUACACAUGUUGAUUUGUAUAUCCGUGCCAUUUUCUUCGGUCAGCAGACACGAUUUGCAAACCAAAAUUCAUUAACUGUAAAAUAUUUGCCUCGAGAGCAACAGACAUUGCAGGAGCUUUAGAGAACUGUGCAGGGAAAUUAGCCUGCAAUCAUUUUGUAAGUGUAGGCUAUACAAGCCUAUAUACAACUAUAUAUGUUAUACACAAAGAAUCCAUACUUUGUACAGUACAUUUGUUUGUUGUGGUUGUUCCAUAUAUACAUAUAUAUAUAUAUAUAUAUACAACAGGACUCAGCUUUUGCCUUCUUUAACCUUCUGUAUUUCUAAUCAUAGGGUUUAACAGUAGAGGGAGUGCCUGUCCAACAUGCAAAUGAACAGUAAAUGUUUUUUUGUCUACAGGUUGUUGCAUUUAAUAGCACAGGUGUUGUAUAACAUUUCUAUAAACUCAGUAUGUCAGAUUGCAGUCUGUUUCCUGGCAGCUAUCGUGUCAACAUGUCUGUCCUCCAGUAAGAUCACAGUUGUGAUUAAUGACCAUGCCAAAUAUUAACAGUCACUCUUCCACCAGAUGGUUAUUAAUUAGCCGUCACUUCAGCUGGUUGCACUUGGUGAGACUUGAUGGAAAGAUUUGACGCUUGAGCCGACAAUAAUUGCCAAGUAGAGUUUUUUUUAUCAGUUCAUUUUUGUGGUGAGAAUACAACUGAUUAAGGUUGUAAGUAAUGGUUUGAUUAAAAUAAUCAUGGAAGAUACAAUAACAAAUAAAGUAUAUUUUUGCAGCUA